Molecule: messenger RNA, 1480 nt
Organism: Penaeus vannamei (Pacific white shrimp)
Lineage: Eukaryota; Metazoa; Arthropoda; Malacostraca; Decapoda; Penaeidae
Source: RefSeq, a predicted model, not a curated record
GUCUGGGAGAGGAAGAAUGUGGAGAGAAAGGUCCUAGAAGAGGAGAGAAAGAUCCAAGAGAAGGAGAAGGAGAGAGAGAUCCUGAAAAAGAAGAAGGAGGAGGAACAGCAGCCCGCGAAUGCCUUGACUCUGGCUUCGACGUCUACAAUACAGAGGUCGUGUUCGAUCGAGCCGGCGCCGUGGUGGCGAAAUACCAUAAGAAGUCCCUGUACCUCGAGCCAGGCUUCACCCCGGGGUCACAGGACGAUAAGGAAGCCAUCUUCACGACCGAUUUCGGGGUCACGUUUACGCUUCAGGUGUGCUUUGACGUCCUCUACCCGGGGCCAGGAACGAGCAAUGUGGUCGAACGAGGAGUGAAAGAUGCUAUAAUGAGCAGUUACUGGGUGGAUGAACUGCCGUUUCUUACCGCUCCUCAGGUGUGGCAGAGCUGGAGCGAGGGCCUGGCCGUCAACCUGAUGGUCGCCAACGUCCACAACCCAGAGGAGGGUGCUCUCGGCUCCGGCAUUUUCCGCGGUCUAACCUCACAAGACAGCCUUUACACGUACGACCCCAACAGCGGGUCCAAGCUCCUGGUCGGGGAGGUCGUGAGUCGUCGCACCGCGCCGCUGAGGACGUCGACUGGCCACCACGACGACGACGACGACGCCACGACAACCGAGGGAACGAGAGGGGAGGGCAGUGACGUCAUAUUGAUUCAGUCCCAAGCAGUGCCCGAGAGAGAGGACGUUGGCAUGGGCAUCUACCAGGAAGCAACUUGGAUCCCCACUGAGAACGGGGAUGGUGAGGCGGAAGAGAAGAACGGCCAACCCGAGACAGAAGGAAGGGAAAUCCGCAGUGAGCGGGUCUUUUUACACGAAGAUCUUGAGCGGUAUUCAAGUUACGUGCUUGAGAGAGGGGACGGUGCGAUGGAGAGAAGUCUUUGCCACAACGACAGUCUUUGUUGCUCUGUGACGUAUUCCUUCCCCGCCGAUCUCACAGAUAACUCUUCAUUCUUGCUCCUUGCUUACAGUGGUGUGUCGGAGAAAGGAGGUGGAGCGUACAAACUAUUUACACAAGUCUGUGCUGUCGUGUACUGCUUGAACGAAAACGUGACCUCGUGCGCGCGCGUCGAAGAAAACGGACCAUCACAGAAAACGUCUUUCCGCGCCCACAACGUCACGGGGGACUUCGAUACUUCUUACAUAUACCCUUCCGUGUUCACCCAAGAUUUCAAGCUCGUCGACGCAUCUCUGUGGGACUUUGAGUCUUCGUUUUCAAGCGAGAAAUUGGUGAAGAGUACGCUGGUGUUGCACGAGGAAGUAGAUAACCUGCUGUCACUUACACUCUUUGGUCGGUGGUUCGAUCGGGACCCUUAGUAUAUUGGUUUGGUGGUAGACGAUUUGAUUCUUGUCGCGUGCAUGUGCGUGUAUAAUCAUACAUGUACUCAUGUGAGAGCAGCCGAGGAAAAUAAAAAGUAAAUAAAAUAAUAUGAAGUAUAGUA